AUGGCCAAUGGGGCGUCAUCCCUAGAACUCUCCGCUGGUCACGACAGUUCUGCAAGACCACCACCACCACCACCGUCCAUAGAGGAAGAUGAUGACAAACCAUAUGUUGAGCAGAGGCAAUUGAAAUAUACCGUAAAAGCGGAACCAGUUAUAUUUCCGUCUGAAUCUUCCUCACUAUCUCGGCAACAUUCAUCAGUACUACACACAACAAAUCACGUGCAACGAAAACAAGACGCAAUAACUACCGAAAUAAGAACAUUUGACAAAGAAGAAGUGAACGAAAAUUCGAACAAUAACAAUAAUAAUUCAUAUCAGCCUCAUCAAUAUCCAGUGGACAUCGUUGUCCGACCACAUAAUCCGAAUCGACAUUCAAAAACAACAGCCUCGUUACCUGCUACAUCAGUUAUAAAACAUCAGCGGUAUUCCGACUUAUACGGUCAGACAACAACAUUAACGAUGAACAGCGAUAAAACACCACACUCCUAUCAUUUAACACCUCCUUUAUUGAACAAUAGUGUAACUAAUUCUAGCGUUCGUCGUUCGAAUGAUGAUAGUCGCACAUAUUCAUUUCACGAAGAUUCAAAUUAUUAUGUACCACUCAAUCGAAAAUAUACAAUGCAAGCAGCAAAAUCACACGGAGAUCUUUCCUGUCAUAAUCAACAUCCAAAUAACGGCAUCACUAGCCGCAAUCAUUCCAGUAACAACGAAAGUAUAAUGCAGCAGCGAUAUCGUUCAGAAUCACCACCACCCGUAUUAACAAAUAUGAAUAACUCACUUUUAACAAAAACUCUCAAUAGUAAUACAACAACUGAACAUAAUAUACAAGACUCUAAUAUUAGCAACAAUAAUACAUCUAAGCUAAAGAACGAUGAAAAAAAUUCAUCAAAAAUCCCGUUAUGGAAGCGUCUUAAAAAAAUUAUUGUUCCAAAGAGAAAAGAACGUUAUCGACCAGUGCAGCAAUAUCAACAACAAAAGUCUUCAUCCGAACAACAGAUAAUCGAGCAAAUAGGAGGUAAAACAGUGACAGAUGGAAUUUGUACAACGACCAGUAAAUCUCCAUUUCAAUAUCCAAUUAAAGUAAAUGAAAUACGUUCAUGGAUCAAACAAUUUCCUGAACAACGUAUUCGAGAAGAAUAUGAAAAAUUACCAACAGAAAUUCUUUAUCCUCGUACUGUUGCACUUAAACCAGAAAAUAAAUUAAAAAAUCGAUUUACAGCAAUCGAAGCAUACGAUCAUUCAAGAGUUAUAUUGAAACCAGUGGGAAAUGAUUCAUCCAGUGAUUAUAUUAAUGCUUGUUAUAUCGAUGGUUACAAAACACAAAAAAUGUACAUUGCUGCUCAAGGUCCAACUGAGCAUACAAUGUACGACUUUUUACGUAUGAUAUGGCAAUUACGUAUAGAGUACGUUAUUAUGGCAACAAGAUUGUUCGAAGAAGGUAAGAAUAAAUGUGCACAGUAUUGGCCCGAUGAUGGUGAAAAAAAGGUGAAUGAUUUGCGUAUUAAAUUGGAAUCAGAAGAUAAAUAUGCUGAUUAUGUAAUUCGACGAUUAUCCAUUUAUAUGCAACAUGAUCCAUCCAACAUUGUAACAUUUAAACAAUAUCAUUUUGUAUCCUGGCCAGAUCAUGGAGUUCUGUCUCUAACGACGGUUAUACUUGAUUUUAGACAGCGGUUUCGAGAAGAUUACUCAGAGAAACCAAUUGAUCCCAUUUUAGUACACUGCAGUGCGGGUAUCGGUAGAACAGGAACGUUUAUUGGAUUAGAUUCGUUACUUGAAAUGUCGCUAGAACAAGAUACCAUUGAUGUACUAGAAUUUACGUAUUUAAUGAGACAAAAGCGUGUAUAUAUGAUUCAAACAGUUGAUCAAUAUGUAUUUUUAUAUCGAGCGUUAAUCGAAGGCAUUUGGACAUCAGAUACGAAUAUACCAAUAGACUUUUUUAAAAAAAAGUUUAAAAUAGAUACUAAAGCGCAGUAUAGACUUCUGGAACAGUUUCAAUCAACAAUCGAAUUAAAUUAUCAAAGCGCAUUAGAUCCUAUUAAUAUUAGUAAAAAUCGUUUGGAUACAAUAUUAGCAUGUGAUUCGGGCCGUCCUUAUUUGAUGACACAAAUCGAUAAAUGUACAGAUUAUAUAAAUGCUGUUUAUGUUAAUGCAUACAGGCAAGCACCUGUCUAUAUUGUGACACAAUAUCCAUUACCAACAACAGUUGUCGAUUUUUGGAGACUAAUUUACGACCAUAACAUUAAUAUUAUUAUGCUGCUAGAGAUGAUACCACGAGAUACGGUAUGA
This is a messenger RNA of Didymodactylos carnosus, 2283 nucleotides long. The record is from the annotation of a GenBank genome assembly. NCBI's taxonomy places the organism in Eukaryota, Metazoa, Rotifera, Eurotatoria, Philodinida, Philodinidae.